AUGACAACAAAAAAAAUACAUAUUAACAUUCUAUAAACUACUAAUGAUUUACCAACAAAAAGAAAAAUAGAAACUGAUAAAUAAUCUAAAUACAAAUAUAAUAAUUAAAAACCUAAAGUAUCAGAUUUUAAUGAUUAUGGAUAAUAGAAAAAAAGAGAUUGGAAAGAAUAUUAUGAAAAAUAAUUAUUAGAAAUAAAAUCUUUAUAUCCAAAUUCAACUCAUAAUGAAUUAACAUCUAUAAUUUCUAAAAAAUGGAAAAAAGCAAAAAAGAAUUUUAAAUAUUUUGAUUAAUUAGCAUAAUAAAUAAAAAAGGAACAUAUUAAUAAAGAAAGUGAUUAAAUACUUAAUCUAGAUGAUAAUUUAUAAAUUAUAUAAAAUAAUAAAGAAUCAGAUUAAUUUAUAGAUAAAUUAAAAUCUAGUUCUUUAAAAUUGAUUUUUUGUAAUUAAGUAUUUGAAAUGAAAGGUUAAUUAAUAAUAGAUGCUAUAAAUUAAAAUAGAUUAAUAAUAUAUCUUAAUAAUCAAAAAGAUGAUUAAAAUACAAAAUAAGAAGAUACAAAUAAAUGUUUAUUAUCAAUAAAAGAUAUUUAAGAUUAAAAUACAGAAUAAUAAGAGGAUGAUAAUGAUAAUUUUUAAAUAGUUAAUAAUAUUAAGAAUUAUUUAUGA
Molecule: messenger RNA, 663 nt
Organism: Paramecium pentaurelia
Lineage: Eukaryota; Ciliophora; Oligohymenophorea; Peniculida; Parameciidae
Source: the annotation of a GenBank genome assembly